This is a messenger RNA of Trichosporon asahii var. asahii CBS 2479, 231 nucleotides long. RefSeq names its product NADH-ubiquinone oxidoreductase 12 kDa subunit, precursor. The record is from RefSeq and is a predicted model, not a curated record. The transcript is spliced from 3 exons. NCBI's taxonomy places the organism in Eukaryota, Fungi, Basidiomycota, Tremellomycetes, Trichosporonales, Trichosporonaceae. Bases 1 to 231 code for a protein of 76 amino acids.
AUGGCCGACCUCGACUACAGACCGACGGUGGAGGAGUAUGGCAAGACAAUCAAGGGCCGUGAGGACCACAUCCGGGAGUCCUGGAUCCGAUGCAUGGAGGCUCGCAUUGUCCGUGAGAACCUCCAGAAGUGCUACUACUUCGAGGGCGUCAACCACUACGCCAACUGCAAGGACCUCGCCGACAAGUACGCCAAGAUGAUCCGUGACAACAAGGUCAUCGACGAGGAGUAG